Messenger RNA from Phalaenopsis equestris, 924 nucleotides. RefSeq lists its product as uncharacterized. The coding region runs from base 18 to 590 and encodes 190 amino acids. The transcript is spliced from 4 exons. The record is from RefSeq and is a predicted model, not a curated record. Lineage: Eukaryota; Viridiplantae; Streptophyta; Magnoliopsida; Asparagales; Orchidaceae.
GCUUCUUCACCGAUGCCAUGGCUUCGAACCCUAAUCAUCCGACAGGACAAUCCAAUGAUUCUACGUCGCUGGAGGACCUCUAUACCAUAAACGUCGUGCCUUCAGAACUUUUCUUUAAGUUCCGGAAAGAGAUCAGUGGUUUCCGUCUCGGUCUUAACCUCGAGUUCUUUAAUUUUGAGGUGAAUGAAUUUGAGACGAAGCUUGUUUUGAAGCCUCUUGCACAUGAUCGUAGAUGGAAAUUCAUUAUUGAACCUAUACAUGGGGACAUAAGAUUGCUAUCUAAAAAGAUUCCAAUAGCAAAGUAUCUCAACCUACAGGUAGGAAUAGGCCACAAUUUUCAUACGAAUGGAACAGGCUGGAAAUGGAAGCUCUCAACAUGUUUGGGUGGAGAUGGUAUGUCUCAGAUCCGAAACAAAACAUCUGUCGGUUUGUUCCCUGGAUUUGAUGUAAGAAUUGGUUGGAGGGCCGAGUACAUCCUACCUCAAAUUCAAGGGGCUGUUGGAACCGGGGAACCCAUGUUAGAUAUGGACUUUGGGCGCCUGAGGGCAUCCAUAGACAGGGUGGAAACCAUUCUGACUCAUAAAAGUUGAAGCUUUUCUCAUGGCAUCAUCAGGUUUUGGGAGAAUUCUGCAGCAGAAUCUAUUUGAAAGCAAUAUUUUGGCUUAUUUACAGUUCUGUCAUAAAGCUUUUCUGCAUUUGAUGAUGGCUGGCUCGGAUCUCAAAGCGCUGUGCUCUUAGAGGAGAGGAGAUUCUACAAUAGGCUGUAUUGAGGAAGCUGCUGAAAGUUAUCAUUAGCAGUUGUGAUAAAUUUUGAUUUAUGGAAUUUUUUUUUUUUUGACUUUGUAUUUAGAUGAUACUUUUGAAGGACAUUUGUAAAGUUAUAAUUUGAUGCUAUAUUUUAUAUUGUGGCAUUUACAUACAUAU